UCCGGAGGCGGAAGCGUCCCCGUCACCAGGCGGCUGCCGAGCUGGCUUUGAAGCUGACCUGGGCUGAGCGGGCCGGCGGCCCCGGGCGGCGCCAUGAAGCUGUACAGCCUCAGCGUCCUGUACAAAAGCGAGCCUAAGGUGGUGUUGCUCAAAGCCGCGUACGAUGUGUCCUCGUUCAGCUUCUUCCAGAGGUCCAGUGUUCAGGAAUUCAUGACCUUCACAAGUCAACUGAUUGUGGAGCGCUCGGCGAAAGGCAGCAGAGCUUCCGUCAAAGAGCAAGAGUAUCUGUGUCAUGUCUAUGUCCGAAACGAUGGCCUGGCGGGUGUGGUCAUUGCCGACAGCGAAUACCCAUCCCGGGUGGCCUUUUCCUUGCUGGAGAAGGUACUAGAUGAGUUCUCCAAGCAGGUCGACAGGAUAGAGUGGCCCGUGGGAUCCCCAGCCACCAUCCAGUACAUGGCCCUGGAGGGUCACCUCAGUAGAUACCAGAACCCCCGAGAAGCUGACCCCAUGAGUAAAGUGCAAGCUGAGCUAGAUGAGACAAAGAUCAUUCUGCACAACACCAUGGAGUCUUUGUUGGAGCGAGGCGAAAAGCUCGACGACUUAGUGUCCAAAUCGGAAGUCCUGGGAACACAGUCCAAAGCCUUCUAUAAAACUGCUCGGAAACAAAACUCCUGCUGUGCAGUCAUGUGACGCAGCCCCCGGGGGCGGCCACCAACCAUCACUGCUCACUGGGGUCAGGACUGCAGCCGCUGGAGAAGAGGAGCCCCCCAGGGGCCGGCGCACUGUUCGUUUUUAUUCUAAGUUCCCAGGAGGAACUGAGGGAUGGUGGAAGGGUGGGGAACGUCCAAGUUCAUAUGUCUGUUGUGACUUUUGCAAAGAAUUGGAGCCCCCAAAGGUGUAUUUUUAGGAAAAUGAAAUUAUAAACUCUGAGCGGCUCCUGUA
Octodon degus (degu) is the source of this 942-nucleotide messenger RNA. RefSeq names its product YKT6 v-SNARE homolog (gene Ykt6). Gene Ontology annotation, molecular function: SNAP receptor activity. Gene Ontology annotation, cellular component: Golgi apparatus. The record is from RefSeq and is a predicted model, not a curated record. Bases 94 to 690 code for a protein of 198 amino acids. Gene Ontology annotation, biological process: endoplasmic reticulum to Golgi vesicle-mediated transport. Lineage: Eukaryota; Metazoa; Chordata; Mammalia; Rodentia; Octodontidae. The transcript is spliced from 7 exons.